Saccostrea echinata is the source of this 1733-nucleotide messenger RNA. RefSeq names its product something about silencing protein 10-like. The record is from RefSeq and is a predicted model, not a curated record. Gene Ontology annotation, biological process: maturation of SSU-rRNA from tricistronic rRNA transcript (SSU-rRNA, 5.8S rRNA, LSU-rRNA). The coding region runs from base 16 to 1551 and encodes 511 amino acids. Lineage: Eukaryota; Metazoa; Mollusca; Bivalvia; Ostreida; Ostreidae. Gene Ontology annotation, cellular component: small-subunit processome; nucleolus. The transcript has a single exon.
AAAUUAACUGAAAACAUGCCCAGAAGACCAAGAAAGAAGGAACUGGUGAAUAUUGAUAACUAUGACUCUGAUGAUGAGAGGAAAUAUUCCAGGGAAGCCGUUCCAGACCCCACCCAGGACGAUUAUUUCCUUGACAAAGUGGAUAAAAGCCAUGCUGAAAAAGAAAAAAUACUACUGGAGAAAGGACUAAAAGAUGACGAGCAAUAUUCAUCAGACAGUGACGAGGAAGUUCUUGGCCUUGGGCUGUAUGAUGAGGAGGAGGAUGAUUUGCUUAGUGAUGAUGAUAUUCAAAACUACAAGAAACAACUGAGGAAACUCAAAUUACACAAAAUAAAAAAUGAAAGGGACAGAGAUAGUGAGGGUGUAGGAAAAGAUCUCCCAGAUCUGAAGGCAUGGGGCAAGAAGAGGUCUAAGUACUAUGGGGCAGAUAUAAGUGAUGAUGACAUAGACCUGAGUGGCGAAGAAGAGGAAGAAGGAGCAGCAGUGCUAGAAGAGAGGGAGGCCAUGAACUUGCAGAAAAAAAUGGCAGCUGAGUUAGAACUUGCAGACUUUCAUUUAGGUAUGUUUGAGAAGAAAAAGAAUGUUACUAAUGAGGAUGUUAGUACUGGGAAGAUCAGCAAGGAAUUGUCUGAACUCUCUGCUGAAGAAAAAUUACAACUGUUGAAGAAAAAAUCUCCAGAAAUGUUACCUCUUAUAAAAGAUUUUGAAUCAAUGAUAAAACGAGCUAAAGACGAGUUUCUUCCUCUAUCAAAACUCACAGAAGAUGGCAAAAUCUCAAGAAAUGCAUCGGAUUACAUACAGUGUCAACUUCAACUUAUUCUCAACUACUGCACAACUAUUAGUUUCUACAUGAUGCUGAAGGCAAAACAUUUACCAGUUCAGAACCAUCCAGUCAUUAAAAGACUUGUGCAGUACCAAAAUUUGAUGAAGCAGAUGAAGCCAGCAGAUGUUAAGUUAAAUGCUGAGAUAGAAGAAAUUCUUAACAAAGUAAGAAAUGGAGAGGAGAUUAUCCUAGAAAAUAAGUCCCAACAACCUUCCACAUUUAUCAGGCCAAGAAGAAGGAGUAUGAAGACUGUGAGGGAGAAGGCGAUGGAGAGGAAGACGUCUGAGAUGGUCUCUAGAUCUGAUGAAAGUGAAGAAGAGGAAGAGGAUGUUCCCACCAAAAGACAAAAGAUACAAAAUCCACGCUAUGAGACAGAAGAUGAAAAAGCAGCUUUAGCCCAUUAUGAAAUGAUGAAAAUGAGGCAAAAUUCUGAUUCCGAGAAUGAAGAGGGAGAAGUACGGGAGGAUGAUAAAGAAGGAAAAUAUGAAGACGAUGAAGAUGGAGGGAAGAGAGCCAUUACUUACCAGAUCGAGAAAAACAAGGGCUUGACACCUAGCAAGAAAAAGGAGCUGAAAAACCCAAGGGUCAAGCAUCGAAUGAAAUAUCGCAAAGCUAAAAUUAGGAGGAGGGGCCAGGUACGAGAUGUUAGGACAGAGUCAUCCCGUUACAGUGGAGAAAUAUCGGGAAUUAGAUCCGGGAUCAAAAGAGGGAUUAAAAUGAAAGUGUAGACUUACAAUAAAAUGUGCAUAUAUAUUUUCCUUUGAUCAUGCAUACAUUCAUAUACGUUUGUGUGGGUUACUUUCUAGCAUCCUUCAAGAAGGAAGUUUGAAGUUAAAUUCCUGAAAGUUUCAAAUAAUACAUGUACAUUUAUAAACAUGAUAAAGGGAUAAAGCUUUUUGAAUUAUAAUAA